Drosophila grimshawi is the source of this 2028-nucleotide messenger RNA. RefSeq lists its product as uncharacterized. NCBI's taxonomy places the organism in Eukaryota, Metazoa, Arthropoda, Insecta, Diptera, Drosophilidae. The transcript has a single exon. The record is from RefSeq and is a predicted model, not a curated record. The coding region runs from base 285 to 545 and encodes 86 amino acids.
UAGUGAGUCUGUGAAAGUGUGAGCGACUAUCGGACGACGACAGAAACAACGACGACGACGAGGAGCAGAAACGACUUUACUUUUGAGUUUUGUUUCGUGCACACGCGCACCGUUCACCAAGCAAACAAAAAAUAAAAAAUAAAUAAAUAAAACCCACACAGGCAACUCUGAUUCCAGCUGGCUAUUUAAAAAGGCAGCAAAUCCAACAUCGCACAUCGAACAUUGAACAACACUGGCAGAAGAUCGAACAGUCAGUCGAUUCAAUAAGUGGAACACGUGCAAAGAUGUCGCAUCAGUGCAGCUGCGGUCGCGAUCUGAACAACAAUUACGUGUCCUACACGAGCGCCUACGCCAAUGCGAAUGCGGGCCUGGAUCGCGAUGCCAACGCGAACGCGAGCAGCAAAAGCAGCAGCGGCUCGCUGCCACAUGCACAGCUGACGGCCAAGGUGAUGUUCGGCACAGUGGGCGCCAUCAAGGAACUGCGCGACAAGGAGCAGCAACAGUCUCGCCAUGCGACGACCCGUGCCGGCGAUAGACGUAACUAAAUAUUGAUCGAAUGUGGAAUGUGAAACGUGGGCUGUGGAAUGUGGGAUGUGUUCCAGCCAGGCAGAGGCAGAGGCGAAGGCGAAGGCGCAGUCGAAGGAAGCCAGCCUUUUUGUUGAACCGAGUCGAGUGCUGUGCUGAGAAUUCUUUGGGUAGCGCUGGAUGGAGGGAUGGAGGGAGGGAGGGGAGGGGGGGUCAUGUUAGAGGCUUAAAAAGUGCUUAAGGGGCAAUGCAAUUGGUUGGGGGCAAGUGUGCAGCGAAGAGUUGCAAUAAGUUACAAUUAGGCAAAUGAAACACAUUCCGUGCUGUAGAAUUGGUUUCGAGUUCGAAAUCGAUAUCGAAUCCGUAUCCGUAUCCGUAUCCGUAUUCGCAUCCGUAUCCGUAUCCUUAAACACAUGCAGCUCCUUUGCACACUUUACAACACUUGCGGUUGUCACACUUUAUCUUCAUCCAUUUCUGUGUUUUCUGUUUCUAUUCCUUCUCUUUCUUGGAGAUUCCUUCUGCACAGUUAUAGUGACUGUUUUAUUUUUUUUUAGCAUAUUUCCAAUGUGUGACGUGGCCAGCAGGAACUAUAAAUAGUUUUUCUUUUUUUGUCUAUUUCUUUUUCUUCUGUCAAAGCUCUGCGCAGUUUCCCGCAAAACAUUUUGAAAGGCUUUUGGGUGUAACUGUUAUACAUAUAUGCAUAUGAGGAUAUAACUUGAUGUUUGAAAUUGAAAUAUAUGUAAAUUGUUUAUCAUAUUUAUACAUACUAUACUCCUAUACAUACAUAAUACUAUAUAGUGCAAUACUUUAGCUAUAUACACGCAUACCCACAACACACACCUACACACAAUCACACUCACACACACACAAUUACAUUAUGCAUAGCUUUAGGUUUGCUUUAGCUUUUAAGUGCGAAACAUUUUACAACAACAAUUCGUAUUGAGCUUUGUUAGUUAUUUUUGUGUUAUUGUUUUUUUUUUUUUGGGUCCGCUUCUGGAGAUUUCCAGACCCAAGCCGCAGUCGCCACUGUAACUAAAUGCAAAGCACGUAGACACAAAGCAGACAGAUUUCCACUACUUACAAAACUACUACUUAAAAAACUGAUAUUUUGUUAAUUAAUAUAAUAUAUUCGAGACGACAAUCGAUAUCGUUCGUAAAAUGAAAACACAAAAUACGAAAAAUCGUAAAACCUAAAAUACAAAAAGCAGUUUCAUGUUUGCUCAAGUGAUUUUUACGAAAAUGGAAACUUAUCGCAUCGAAAUUGACCAACUGAAAUAAAUAAAAAAACAAACAAAAAACAACGAAACGAGAAACGAGAAAAGCAUCAACAGGAACUUGGAAAUCGUUUGCAUAUAAACAAACAUAUAUAUGUAUAUUAUUAUAUUUAUUAUAUACCUAACUAUAACUUUACAAUAUAUAAAACCUUAUGUACUGCCUAUUUAUAAUGUUAAACUUAACAAUAACACUCAAGAUAUGCAAAUAAAAUAUCAACUUUUUAAUCAA